CACACUACAAACUUACUAAUCAAAAUUCGAUUUCCUCUGUCUUUGUCUCUUUGAAAAAAAAUACCAACUAAGCCAAGAUGCCUGCUGAUCAGAGCUCAUCGCUUUCCGGCCAUGGCCAAACUGUUUGUGUCACCGGGGCCGGAGGCUUCAUUGCUUCUUGGUUAGUGAAGCUCCUUCUGGAGAGAGGCUAUAAUGUGAGAGGAACCGUGAGAAACCCAGGUGACCCAAAAAAUGCUCAUCUGAGAGAACUGGAAGGCGCCAGAGAGCGGCUGAGCUUGCGAAAAGCCGAUCUUCUCGAUUUCGAAAGCCUGAAAGAUGCCAUUAACGGAUGUGAUGGCGUUUUCCACACAGCAUCGCCUGUAACUGAUGAUCCGGAACAAAUGGUGGAGCCGGCAGUGAAUGGAACAAAGAAUGUGAUCGUUGCCGCUGCUGAGGCCAAGGUUAAACGCGUCGUCUUCACGUCUUCAAUCGGUGCCGUCUACAUGGACCCCACCAGAGGUCCCGAUGAGGUUGUCGAUGAAUCCUUUUGGAGUGACCUGGAGUUUUGCAAGAACACCAAGAACUGGUACUGCUAUGGGAAAGCUGUGGCGGAGCAAGCAGCGUGGGAUGAGGCCAAAGAGGGAGGAGUAGACUUGGUGGUGGUGAACCCAGUUUUGGUGCUAGGACCAUUGCUCCAACCAACCAUCAACGCCAGCAUCAUCCACAUUCUCAAGUACUUGACUGGCUCGGCCAAGACUUAUGCCAAUUCUGUUCAGGCCUAUGUGCAUGUUAAGGACGUUGCAUUAGCACACCUACUUGUGUAUGAAACUCCCUCGGCAUCUGGCCGGUAUAUUUGCGCCGAGAGCGUCCUUCACCGUGGAGAUGUCGUUGAAAUCCUCGCCAAAUUCUUCCCGGAGUACCCCAUACCCACCAAGUUGAAAGAUGAUGGUAAACCCCGAGCAAAACCCUACAAGUUCUCAAACCAGAAGCUACGCGACUUGGGUUUGGAGUUCACUUCCGCGAAACAAAGUCUAUAUGACAGUGUCAAGAGCUUGCAGGAGAAGGGUCACCUUAAAGUUCCUACAAAACAAGAAGACGAAUCUAUUAAGAUCCAAUCUUAAGUGAGGCUUAUCUUGGGUGCUGGCUCUGCUCAGUAUGAUGGUAGCGAUCAGAAUAUAUGACCUGUUUGUUAAUGAAAGACAAUGAAAAGUUGCUAGUGUUUCGUUGUCCAUGGCUAAUGGGGGAUUGUUUUUCGUUUUCUUUCAAACUCCAAUCGUGAUUUGGGGCAGUAUAAAUCUUUGUUUAUUAUGGAUAUCGUACUUUUAAAUUUUAUGUCAUAAUUUGUAGGA
Argentina anserina (silverweed cinquefoil) is the source of this 1328-nucleotide messenger RNA. Its product is annotated as cinnamoyl-CoA reductase 1-like. Gene Ontology annotation, molecular function: oxidoreductase activity, acting on the CH-OH group of donors, NAD or NADP as acceptor. The transcript is spliced from 5 exons. NCBI's taxonomy places the organism in Eukaryota, Viridiplantae, Streptophyta, Magnoliopsida, Rosales, Rosaceae. Bases 78 to 1100 code for a protein of 340 amino acids. The record is from RefSeq and is a predicted model, not a curated record.